GCUACCUGGAGCCGCGGUCUCAGCACCAGCAAGAUCUUUAGUUGUGGCGACGCGGGCUGGGCAGGAGCAAAGGGUCUGAUCGGUCUUUCUUCACGUCACUAGGCUGCGGGGAAGGUUCGGGGCCGGGAUCCCUCGCCGCCGAAGGACAGCUGCCCCGGACUUGUGGACGCCUGUCCUGCCCCUCGGUGCACCGCCCCUGCAGGCUGCUCGCUGUCCGCGCCAUGGCCGACCACCUGAUGCUCGCCGAGGGCUACCGCCUGGUCCAGAGGCCACCGCCCGCCUCGCCGGCUCACGGCCCCCAUGGGCUGCGGACUCUGCCGCCGUAUGCGGGCCCGGGCUUGGACGGCGGAUUGCGGCCGCGAGGGGUUCCGCUGGGCCCACCGCCUCCGGUUCCCGGGUCACUGGCGUACCGGGCCUUCGGGCCGCCUCCAGCCUUCCAGCACUACCCCGGGGUGCCGCCGCCGCCGCCCGCCGCGCCUAGCGCGCACCUGCAGCCCGGGGCGACGCUGUACCCGAGCCGAGCGAUCGCGCCCCCCGGGGUCCCCGGAGUGGCCCUGGGCUUGCAACCGGCGCCCGGCAGCCCGUCUGCGCCGCUGCCGCCGCCCGCGCACGCCCUGGGUGGCAUGGACGCCGAACUCAUCGACGAGGAGGCGCUGACGUCGCUGGAGCUGGAGCUCGGGCUGCACUGCGUGCGGGAGCUCCCCGAGCUCUUCCUGGGCCAGAGCGAGUUCGACUGCUUCUCGGACUUGGGCUUAGCGCCGCCCGCCGGUUCCGUGAGCUGCUAGAUCACCAGCCCGGCGCCUGCCUGACUGCCCG
Suncus etruscus (white-toothed pygmy shrew) is the source of this 816-nucleotide messenger RNA. It is a transcript of the gene CITED4, whose product is annotated as Cbp/p300 interacting transactivator with Glu/Asp rich carboxy-terminal domain 4. Gene Ontology annotation, cellular component: nucleus. The coding region runs from base 222 to 785 and encodes 187 amino acids. Gene Ontology annotation, biological process: regulation of DNA-templated transcription. Lineage: Eukaryota; Metazoa; Chordata; Mammalia; Eulipotyphla; Soricidae. The transcript has a single exon. The record is from RefSeq and is a predicted model, not a curated record.